CUGGGUAACCUAUCUUGUGACGUGUGACCUUUUCGACCCGGUCGUUUGAUCCUGAGUCAUGUGGAUUGGAUCGCCUUUAAACUUGUUUAUGUGUGUAUUUCUCAUGUAAAGGGAAUUCAAGUUGGCUUGUUUAAGCAGUUAUGAAGUAACAUUAAUAAUCUAAAGGGGAGCAUACCCACGUCAUGCUGAUGUGUCACUAUGUUAUGUCAGUGUCGAAACUUUGAAUAAGGCAGUAUGCAUCAACUAUAAUAUAGACGGUUUACGUGACUUUUCGGCUGAGCAAUACCUUGUUGUAAUUGGGUUUUGUGUUUAACUAUAUCGAUACAAAGAUUCACGAGGCUGUAUCUUUAACUUGUAAGCAAACAUGAUUGUACACCACGUCGUCAGCCUGAACUGUUUUCACUGGAUUCAGUUGUCCAUUAUGUGCUUGUUUUGGUUUUGAUCUAGUGGGUGAACUGUGAAGCAUAAAAAAGAAGUCUCACUCCUCCCCCGCAGUUCCUGGUUGUUGCAGUGCUACAGAAUGAAGGUUGUCCGUGCUAUCUCAUCAUCCCACAGCUACUGAAUUUUAAUCUCCUUUCACACUGAAGAAAUAAAGGGACAUUAAUACAAUGAAUCUACACCAAGUACUUACAGGAGCUGUCAAUCCAGGAGAUAACUGUUUUGCAGUGGGAAACAUUAAUGACCAGCCUUUCACGGCAUACGCAUCAGGAUGUGACAUUGUGAUUUUAGGUAGCAACUUUGAAAGGCUACAGAUCAUCCCUGGGGCUAAACAUGGAAACAUUCUGGUUGGCUGUGUAGACUGUUCCAUGCAGCAGGGCAAGAUUGCAGCAUCAUAUGGGAACGUGGUUUGCAUCUUUGAGCCUGUGCAACUCUUAAAUCGGAAGAAUACAGAUUCAUCAAGAAUAAACUGUCAAUGGCAGAGGAGUGGCCAAUUUGUAUUGCAGUCUAUAGUGCAUAAUCUAGCAUGGGACCCAACAGGAACAAAUCUCCUAACAGGGUCCAAUAGUUUACAGCUCUGGUCCAAUGUUGGCUUAAGAUCAUGUAUCGAAGAAGAGGAGAAACAGGCAAUGACCAUCAACAAUGGCCUUGGCAACUGGAAAUGCAUCUGGCUUUCCAAAACUGCAUCUUCAGUCCAUUUAAUGAAAUUUUCUCCAGAAGGUGAUUUUUUUGCUACAGCUGGAAAGGAUGACUGCUUGGUGAAGGUGUGGUACCAUACCAGCAGCUGGCAGUCUGGAGUGACAUCACUUAAUAGCCCUCCAGAGAAAGCAGCACAGGGAGAAGUGAACUACUCCUUUGUGUAUCUGGCCCAUCCACGCACAGUUACAGGGUUUUCAUGGAGGAAAACAAGUAAAUAUAUGCCACGGGGAUCUGUAUGUAAUGUCCUGGUCACCUGCUGCAAAGAUAGUGUCUGUCGGCUUUGGGCAGAGACGUUGCUGCCCAGUGACAGCUUAUUGUCUGGACAUGGCCCCAGCCAAAGUAAUGACCCCGUUACAUCAACAAGUGGUCUGAAAAGGCAUGCCCCCAACAAACACCGUGUACAGAAUGCUUUGGAGCUCAACCUUAAGCACUCCAGGAGAGGGAGGAAAUCUCCUGCCAUGGCUGCUGACACAGGCUGUCUACCUCACCAACAGGACACCCAUGAGGCCCAUAGGAACAACUCAAGCGUACAUGCAAAUGCACUUUGUCACUUUCACAUAGCUGCUAGCAUCAACCCUGCAACAGACAUUCCACUGCUUCCCUCCAUAACAUCCAUGAGCCUUGAUGAUGAUGGUGAAGACCAGAAUGGGCCCUUUGUAGUGCACUGGCUGAAUAACAAAGAGUUACACUUCACUUUGUCCAUGGAAGUGUUCUUACAGCAGCUGCGAAAGAGUCUUGAGCAGCAGCCUCCUGAGACCAGCGGAGAGGAGCCCUGUCAGCCAGAUGAAGAUGCAAUCUACAAGGAUGAACAGAAAGGAUCUACAAAGAAGAGCGAAUAUUUGAAUGCUGGCGCCUUGCCUUUACCUGCUGCCACUAUUGAUCACGAGAUUGAAAUACUGCUUGCGGAGUGGAACAAGAAUGCAGACAUGAUGUUUAGUAUUCAUCCCAUGGAUGGUUCUUUAUUAGUAUGGCAUGUUGACUGGCUCGAUGAGUACCAGCCUGGCAUGUUUCGCCAAGUUCAGGUCUCAUUCGUCUCUAGAAUCCCAGUAGCAUUUCCAACUGGUGAUGCCAAUUCCCUAAGCAGAAGCAUAGUAAUGUACGCCUGCACCAAGAACGUGGACCUUGCUGUUCAGCAGGGCAAACAGAAGCCUCCUGGUAUGAUCCGCUCCUCUUCAAUGUUGAUAUCUUUUGGCAACAAUAAAUCUUCCAGCAGUCUAAAACUCAGUAUCUUCACUCCCAACGUCCUUAUGAUCUCAAAGCAUGCAGAUGGAUCUCUGAACCAGUGGGCCGUCAGCUUUGCAGAGGAAUCUGCCUUUUCUACGGUCCUGAGUGUUUCUCACAAAUCUAGAUACUGUGGUCAUCGUUUUCACCUCAAUGAUUUGGCCUGCCACUCUGUGUUACCUUUGCUGCUAACAACGUCCCAUCACAAUGCACUCAGGACCCCAGAGGUGGACAGUAUGAAUGAUAACAGGGGUCUUGACAAUACAAUGCCCCGUGACCCACUUUCAAAGAGGCUUAACAGAGUAUCUGUGGAUGCAACAUUCCAGGACCCCCAUGCGAUAUACAGUGAGCUGAUUCUUUGGAGAGUGGAUCCAGUUGGACCACUGUCAUUCUCCGGAGGAGUUUCAGAGCUAGCCAGGAUAAACUCGCUGCAUGUUUCUGCCUUCUCCAAUGUGGCCUGGCUUCCUACAUUGAUCCCUAGCGAUUGUUUAGGGGCUUAUGGUAACUCCCCAUCUGCCUGCUUUGUUGCAAGUGAUGGACGUUCACUGAGGUUAUACCAGGCUGUCAUUGAGGCCAAAACGCUGUUAAGUGAGCUCUCUAACCCAGACAUUUCAAAAUAUGUUAGUGAGGUUUUCAACAUCGUAAGUCAACAAUCAACUGCAAGGCCAGGAUGCAUAAUAGAACUUGAUGCUAUCACCGCUCUUCAUGGGAGAGAAACGCAGCUCCUCCAUGUCUUUGAAGAAGACUUUAUCUUGGGUAAAAAGAUGAAAGGAGAUGGGAUUCAAGAAACUGAGGAAAUCGCAUCGUCUGAAACAGGUUCCCAGAAGGGAUUCUCUCAGAAGUUCUACUUGGUUGUUAUUGAGUACACUCAGAGUGGAUGCUCUUUACUACACAUGUGGCACCUGCACCUGAAGUCAGUCCAGAUCACUGAAGAUGACCAGCAUGACAAAACUGAGCCGCAAUCUCUCCUGUCCCCACAAGAUGGCCAGAAUAGCUUUUCUCCCGAAAAGUCCUCUUCUCCCCUCUCUCAAAAGUACAAGGCCUGCAGGACUAACUUACAUAGUGCCAGCAGGCUAACUCUCAUCUCAGAAAGAGUUUACAGUCAACAAAUGAAGCUGCCAGAUAGAGUGGAAAUUAUUCGAGCUACACCUUCAGCAGGGCACCUGAGUUCCUGUUCCAUACAUCCAACAGGCCUUGCUCCCUAUCUUUUGGCCACUUCUUGUUCUGAUGGAAAAGUUCGCUUCUGGAGGUGCAGAGUUGACCCUGAGUCCUUAUUCUCCAAAGUAGAGGACAGUGGACGGUGCAGCUAUACGUACAUUUGGGAAGAGUGGCCACUGCUGAUUGAGGAUGGUUUUCUAAACAGUAGUACAGUAAGUGUGAUGGGAAGACCAAUUGAGGUCAGCUGUUGCAACACAAGCCGCAUAGCAGUGGCUUACAAACAGACAUCCUCUCAAUACUGUGGGAAAUACUUUACAAUGCACGUGGGUAUUUUUGAAUGUGAAUCUACUGGUGGGUCACAGUGGAUCCUUGAACAGACACUUAACCUUGAUGAACCAAGCACAAUGUUGGACCCCAGAAUAAGCAUUGAUCGUAAUUUAACAGUUUAUAACAAACAAGAUGUGUAUUUGUCAAGUGACAUCCAUGUAAUGCCCAGUGCCAAGCAUCUGAUUUACUUAGACUGGGUUUCAAGAGAAGAUGGGUCACACAUUUUAACAGUGGGGAUUGGCUCCAAACUCCUGUUGUAUGGACAGCUCUCUGGAAAAAUUCCAGAGAAAGGCAGUAAAGAAGGGCCUGCAGCUUCAGCUUUGCCUAUGUGGGAGGGAGCAAAAGAUCAUUCUUACUCCAGAUUUGUACUUCUUCGGUCUGUAGAUCUUGUUGCCUCAUUUGAGGGAUCUCUUCCCUUGCCUGUUUCUCUGUCAUGGGUGCGAGACGGUAUCCUUGUGGUUGGUAUGGACUGUGAAAUGCACGUUUAUUCUCAGUGGCAACCACCUGCCAAAUCAGAGCUAACAACUGCAGAGACUGACUGUGGUAGCACCACGUCAUUAAUAACUUCAAUAAGACAAGGUCAUGCCAAUGGAGUAAACCAAAAGCCUGCCAAGAAGACUCUGACAAGAUCAAUGACAAGCCUUGCUCAAAAGCUAAGUGGAAUGAAGACCAUGUACGAUCUUCCUGUUGAGAUGGAAGACAAUGGCCUUUUUGAAGCAGCCCAUGACCUGUUCCCCACAUUACCACAGUACCACCCUGUUCAGCUGAUGGAGCUGAUGGACUUGGGCAAGGUUCGUAGGGCCAAGGCCAUCCUCUCUCACUUGGUCAAGUGCAUUGCAGGGGAAGUAGUGGCUCUAAAGGACAACAGCACAAAUCAUGAACGGCGCCUCCGGUCUCUGUCAAUCAGUGCCAGCGGCAGUACAGCCAGGGACCCCAAAACAUUUAGCAAAACAGAAAACUCGGAUUACACAGAGAUUGACUCUAUUCCUCCCCUCCCACUUUAUGCACUGCUAGCAGCAGAUGAGGAUACUUCUCAUAAGGUAAUAGAUAAGUCCACAAACUCCAUCAUGAACAAGGAAAACCGUGAAGCCCAAGGUGAUGAUUAUGAUGAGCUGUUCCAGACUCCUAGUCUGGGCACUGAUGACUUUGGACUCCUGGAUACUGAUGAUGAAGAAGAUACUAAACCAAAGGUCAUUGACCUUUCCCAGUACAGCCCCACCUACUUUGGCCCAGAGCAUGCUCAAGUUCUCUCCAGUCAUCUCUUGCAUUCUAGUCUACCUGGACUUACCCGAAUGGAGCAGAUGUCUUUAAUGGCUUUGGCUGAUACAAUUGCAACCACCAGUACUGAUGUUGGAGAAAGCAGACAUAAAAGUACAGGUGGCGAGACUCUUGAUGAAUGUGGACUAAAGUUCAUUUUAGCCAUGCGGCUUCAUACCUUUCUUCUAACAUCUCUGCCCCCUGCCCAUCGAUCCCAGCUUCUUCACCAAGGCUUAUCUACUUGCCAUUUUUCCUGGGCCUUUCAUUCUGAGGCAGAGGAGGAGCUGCUCAACAUGCUGCCUGCAAUGCAGAAGGGAAACCCUACUUGGUCAGAGCUGAGAGCUAUGGGAGUAGGCUGGUGGGUACGAAAUACCAACACACUGCGAAGAUGCAUAGAAAAGGUAGCAAAAGCAGCAUUCCAGAGAAAUAAUGAUCCCUUGGAUGCAGCUAUUUAUUAUCUCGCUAUGAAGAAGAAAGCUGUGGUUUGGGGUCUUUACAGGUCUCAGAGGGACUCAAAGAUGACUCCAUUUUUCAACAACAACUUCAGUGAAGACAGGUGGAGGAAGGCAGCACUAAAGAAUGCCUUUGCACUGUUGGGAAAGCAGCGCUUUGAGCACUCUGCAGCUUUCUUCCUUCUGGCUGGUUCCUUAAACGAUGCAGUUGAGGUUUGCCUUGAGAAAAUGAAUGAUAUUCAGCUGGCUCUGGUGAUAUCAAGGUUGUAUGAGUCUGAAUUUGAGGUGUCGUCCACAUACAAGAAUAUACUGCAGAAACGGAUCUUGGGGUAUGAUUCUCAUGAGAGAACAUUCACCCUCUCCCAGAUGCACCAGGACCCUUUUUUCCGCAGCAUGGCUUACUGGAUACUGGAGGAUUAUAGCAAGGCUCUUGAUACUCUAUUGGAGCAACCUGUAAGAGAGGAAGAUGAUGCAGGACACACUGGUGUUGGUACCAUGUCCUACUCUUGUAACCCCAUGGUGUUCAACUUUUACAAUUACUUACGGACCCAUCCUCUUCUACUGCGCCGCCAUUUUGCUUCUUCAGAAAAGCCUUCCACCAAGAUGGGGCUAACUGUUGAAAACAGCUUUGCAGAUACAAUCAACUUGGUUGAGAGGAGGUUGUUCUUUACAGCCGCACAUGCUCACUUUAAAGCUGGAUGCCCUAUGCUGGCACUAGAGGUCUUGUCUAAGAUGCCAAAGGUGGUCAAGAAAUCUAAGCCGCUGCUGAGUAAAGAAAGUUCCAGCCUCUCUGAGGGCACCAAAGACUCUUUGCUCUCACCAGAAACAAAACAGGAAAAAGACUCUGAUUGUGAUUGGUCUCAGACAGUGGUAAAUGGUUUUGGAUUGGUUUCUCAUUGCUUGACAAACGGCCAGUCAGAAUCUGUUCUCAGUUUGGAUUGGAGCCAGUCUUCUUUGAUUGUUCAGGAUGAAGCUUUGGAUUUAAAUUGGGACAGUGAUAAAGAACAUGAGACUGAUGAUGAGGAAUCUGGCUUGUCCAUGAAAGACAUAAAAACUAAAAAUAACAACAUAAUCAUCAAAGGGGAACCGGACAAUAGUUCUGCCUACACAGAUUCUCGCACAGCUGGUGAGGUUGACGUUAUAACCCCCUCAGAAGACACGAUAGCUGCCCAGUUGAAAUUCAGUGCAUGUCUUAAGAUCCUAACUACAGAACUCCGAACGUUAUCAACUGGCUAUGAGGUUGAUGGUGGUAAGCUUAGGUACCAACUAUACCACUGGUUAGAGAGGGAGGUUGUGGCCUUGCAAAAGGCUUGUGAUUACAACCCUGAUUUGGAGGAUCUUGAAGAAGGGAUAGCUGGAAAUGCUGAUGAAACUGUCACAGGACAGUCAGCAGAGGAUCUUGUUCACCAACAGAGAUCCAUACAGCAAAAGGAUUAUCUUCAAAAAAGGAGACUGUGGCUUCUUAAGAACCAGCCUCUCUUUAGGAUGUUUCUCAGCUACUGCAGUCUCCAUGGGUCUCACGGCGGAGGGCUUGGAUCAGUCAGAAUGGAAUUAAUUCUGCUUUUACAAGAGUCCCAGCAGGAAAGCUCAACACAAACUGCCCUUAGCCCUGUACCACACCAGACAUCUAUACCUCUACUAUUAGCAUGUACUGCCAGUGCAAAAACAGUUGUUGCCAAUCCUGUAGUAUACCUGACCAACCUCGCUCAUGACAUACUACAUACGAUAAUAGACCUGGACUCCCCACCACAUCCAGACAGUAAAAAUAACAAGGUCUAUGUAAUGCACACCUUAGCAGCAUCACUUUCUGCCUGUAUCUACCAGUGUCUUUGUAAUAGUCACAGCUACAGUGCCUCACAUGCAAACCAGUUCACAGGAAUCAUCUACCAGAGCUUUCUGCUGACACAUCAGCAUCCUGUGAGAACAAUGAGUUUGGAUGAGACCGUAACACCCAAUACAUCCCCAGCCCAAUGGCCAGGUAUUGUAGCCCUGAUACGUCUUCUAAAUUCUUCUGGAAAAGAAGACCAGCCUGGAUUAACUGUUUUGCUUUGUGAGAUUUUAACAGCAGUUUUUCUGAGUCUCUUUGUACAUGGGCUUGCAACACAUUCCAGCAAUGAGCUCUUUCGCAUUGUAGCCCAUCCACUGAACAGCAAGAUGUGGGCUGCAGUGUUUGGAGGUGGAGCCCGGAUUCCUGUGAAGGAACAGAGCCCGAAAAAGCCUGCCACAGGAAGACCCUUUUCUAUCCCUAGCCCUCAUCAGGUAGUAGUGUUCUCCAUGGAAUGUGUGGGGUUUUCUAAAUCCCUUACAGCCAUCAGUACCCAUAGACCAACAAGUCCCGCAGUCACUACUGUUAAUGAUGAAUCGGAGAAGCACCACAAGCGUUUCAAGCUCUUGUCAACAAAAGGGGCAAGCAGAGAAAGUCUACAGAGCCCGACCUCGCCAGUCGUGAACCAGAAAAUGCCUGUUUUCAGAGAGAAAUUCAUUCCGCCGGAACUUAGUAUCUGGGAUUACUUCAUAGCAAAGCCCUUUCUUCCACCAUCGGAAAGCAGGGUGGAGUAUGACUCUGAGGAGAGCCAAGGUAGUGACGACGAAGAUGAUGAUGAUGAAGAAGAAGAUGUUUAUGUUUCAGAAACCCAACUUCAAGAACAUUCCAAUCCCAACUCAUAUAGCUGGUCACUUAUGCGUUUGGCCAUGGUGCAAAUGGUUCUUUACAACUUGAAGACUUUCUAUCCUAUAGCAGGACAUGAUCUUUCAGAACUGCCAGUUGGCUCCCCACUUUGCCAUUCAAUUCUGAAGACACUGCAGAGGUGGGAGCAAGUGCUUCUUAAGAGGCUGGAGAUUUUUGGUGGCCCACCCUCCAAAUUCAUCUCCUCACACACUCUUGAAGAUGCAGUAUCACCUGGCCCUGCCAUCCUCCGCCACAAAGCACUGUUGGAGCCCACUAACACUCCUUUCAAGUCAAAGCAACGCUCUGCACUCACAGUGAAAAGGCUUUGGCAAUACCUGGUGAAGCAGGACGAGGUGCAGGAGACCUUCAUUCGAAAUAUAUUCACCAAGAAAAGGGGUCAAAAUGAGUUGAUAGAGGACCACAAUGAAAAUGCCAAAAAUACUAUGAUGGAGGAACCUAACAUCAAUAAGAUAGAAGCAGAUCUUGGAUAUCCUGGUGGAAAGGCAAGAAUUAUCCAUAAAGAGUCAGACAUCAUUACAGCAUUUGCUAUUAAUAAGGCUAACCGCAAUUGCAUAGCAAUAGCUUCCACUCAUGACAUUCAGGAGCUGGACGUGUCUGCAAUCCUCGCAACUCAGAUAUUAACGUGGGUCGACGAUGAGGUAGAAUUGGAAAAUAAAGGCAGUGAGGAUUUCUUGAUGAUUCAUGCACGUGAUGAUCUCAGCUGUAUCCAAGGUACUACCCCAUAUACACACAGCAGUCCUGGAACACCCAUUAAUAUGCCCUGGCUUGGCGGCAUGCAGACUGGCAGAGGAGCUUCUGUGUUGAUCAAAAGGAAUAUAAACAAUGCAAGAAGGAUGGCCUCUCAUCCAACAUUACCAUACUAUCUCACAGGUGCACAAGAUGGCAGUGUUCGGAUGUUUGAGUGGGGUCAUUCUCAGCAGAUUAUUUGCUUUCGACCUCCAGGAAAUUCAAGGGUCACAAGGAUACGGUUUAAUUAUCAGGGUAACAAGUUUGGCAUUGUUGAUGCUGAUGGAUGUUUGAGCUUUUGGCAGACCAACACAAUAGGAAGCACACCAAAACCAUAUCUGACCUUGCAGUGUCAUAACAAAACAGCCAAUGACUUUGUUUUUGUGGGUUCAUCCUCCUUGAUAGCAACCGCAGGACAAUCUAGUGAUAACAGAAAUGUAUGUCUGUGGGAUACUCUGGUGACACCAGCCAACAGUCUGGUCCACGCAUUUAUCUGCCACGAUAGUGGAGCCACAGUGCUAACCUAUGCUCCAAAGCACCAGUUGUUAAUCUCUGGUGGCAGAAAGGGUUUCGUCUGUGUGUUUGAGCUCCAUCAGAGGCAGCAGAGGCAGACUUUUCAGGCGCAUGACUCCCCCGUUAAAGCUGUUGCUGUAGAUCCAACAGAGGAGUACUUUAUUACUGGUUCUGCAGAGGGGAGCAUGAAGGUAUGGAGCUUAUCCACGCACAGUCUGAUUCACACUUUCAUCAAUGAGCAUGCUCGGCAGUCCAUCUUUAGAAACAUAGGAACUGGGGUAAUGCAGAUAGAGGCUGGUCUUGCAAACCACAUCUUCUCUUGCGGAGCAGACGGCACAGUGAAGAUGAGGAUUCUGCCAGACUGCUUUAGCACAAUGAAUGGUGUGAAAAAUGAUGUGAAAUGUGUAAUCUAAUUAUGCAUAAUGCUCUGUGUAAUAUAGUAAAGAAAAAUCUGAUCAUCAUAGUAUGCAUACAUGUAAUGAGUUUUAUUAUGUACCAUACACUUGUGCCACAUAAUUAAGAAACAUUUAAAGCUAAAGUUUAAUUUGAAGUAAUGUGGUUUAUUUUUAAAACACUGAUGCCUUAAGAUGAUUGUUAAGGGUACAUUUGAUUCGAAGACUAGUAAAGCUCUAAAAAACAUUAAAAAAAAAAAAAAAAAACUUGCAAAUAAAAUGUUUUUGCUGCUGACUUUGUUUAGUGGUGUCAAGGAAUAUGCACAUUGAUUACACAUAUUUUUAAUUAGAAAGUGUAAAAAUAACUUGUGUAAUAUAUAUGUACUAUUAUAAGAUUCGGUUGUAUGCAAGUGGCAGUUUUACAGUCUUACUUUUGAAGAACAUAAUGAAAUGAUUACACCUUCUGAGUUUGCCAUUUAAAUUUGUAAAAAAAAAAAAAAAAAAUACAGUGAUAUAAAACUAAGACAAAACAAUGUUUGUUUAUUCUUUUAGUCUACGGGUCCAGUUUAUGGAACAGUUUUGUUCAUUUUUGGCUGUGAAUAUACUUUGUUUUGACCUUGUGCUGUUUGAAUGCUUAGUCAGCUAUUUUAUGUAGGGUGUAUAUCGGCCAACAGACACAGGUGUGUAGAUAAAUGUGUUUGAAUGUUUGGGGAAAUAGAAACAUAAAUAAAACUCUUAAGUAUAUAUAUUCUUAUUAGAUACCUUAUUAGUAUGUUCAUCAUGUUUGUAGGCAGUCGCAGUAUUAUGUUGAAUGGCUUUUAAAAAUAUUUCAAUAACUUAUUUCUUUAUUGUUUUGUUUAAUUUAUUUUCUAACAUGAGACAUUGUGUCAGAAAGCCUGAAAAUUAAGUCCAAGGCCUUUAAACUGACAGGAAAUGACAAUGAUUCUUGAGCACGUUUCUGAGCAAAGUCCAUUGAGAUGAUAUAUUAAAUCUCCACAGCACAUCUAAUAUGAAUAACACUGUAAAACAUACGUAUAUAUAUAUAACGUAUAUAACACUGUAAAAUGUCUUUGUCUUGGAUACUUCUAUUAGUUUUAAUUUGGAAAGUGACAUUGGUUUUCUGUGUAAACAGUCAGCUUGUAAUGUAAGUUUUGGCAAGUGCUACAAGCAGUGAUUGUGCAUUUUGUUUUGUUUAUAGAGAGUUUUGACCACAUUAAAAUUGCACAACGCCAUAAUUUAGAUUUCUUACUACAUUGCAUAUAUUUUCCUUCAUUUAUUCCAAUAAUUCAUAAUUCAGUCUUGCUAGUAUUUUUUAUGAUCAAAGUGGGCUAUCUUCAGUUUUUAGACCUCGCUAGGGAUAUAUCUUACUUGUGAAGGGUAUAUAGUAGAGUAGGACGUUCAUCUCUACAUACGGUAUGUCACAAUUUAGAGUUGUACUGUAUACAUAUACCUAUAAACCUCUAAUCCAAUAGUGAUGAACCAGUGUAAACUACAAAUACAUUAAGUAACAACAAACAGUCACUUUAUUAUACAACAAAUUUAACAUUUUUGUCAUUUUGAUUAAUGGAAAUACUUGGUGAGGUUUGUUUUUAUUGAAGGAGGAACUGUUUGAUUUGCAAUAUUUAGAAAAAAAGAAAAGGUGUUAAAUAUGUGAAUGGUUUGCUGCAGUGAAAGUACAUUGUAUGUAAAUAAUCUCAGGCUAUUGGUUUUUUUUUUUAACUAAAUCAUUUGCGUUAAAUACGUUUUGUAAAUUCAUCACAAGAAUACAAAUUGUACUUGUAUAUGUAAAGGUCGCAAACACUAAGUGAGGAAAAAGUUUGUAGGUGAAUAACACAUUGAAACAGAACAAUGAGUAGGAUAGGGUUACAAUAUUUAACUGUUAAAUGAGUCAUCUGAAAGAAUAAUUAUUGUAGUAAACUGCAUUUAAAAUGGAGAUUGAAGAAUAUGUUGCCCUUGUAAAUACAUAACUCUUGCAUUCUAAAUAAUGUGUAUAAACAUACAAUAUAGAUAAUUCAAACAGUGGAGGGUAGUAUAAAAUAUAAAGUAACUUUGUGCUGAUAUUUACCUUAUGAAAUGAAACUAAUAAUGCUUUUUAAUCACAAGUACGAUUUUUCAUUUUAAAAAGUGUAAUCUUGUAAAUUAUAUUGUAAGUGAUUGGUGUUCAAAAAUCAAGAUCACAUUCAUUUAAAUAAAAAAAAUAUACAAA
Molecule: messenger RNA, 12078 nt
Organism: Polyodon spathula (Mississippi paddlefish)
Lineage: Eukaryota; Metazoa; Chordata; Actinopteri; Acipenseriformes; Polyodontidae
Product: dmX-like protein 1
Exons: 45
Coding region: 609-9893 (3094 amino acids)
Biological process (GO): vacuolar acidification
Cellular component (GO): RAVE complex
Molecular function (GO): protein binding
Source: RefSeq, a predicted model, not a curated record